This is a messenger RNA of Acyrthosiphon pisum (pea aphid), 1516 nucleotides long. Its product is annotated as arp2/3 complex-activating protein rickA-like. Bases 292 to 1413 code for a protein of 373 amino acids. Lineage: Eukaryota; Metazoa; Arthropoda; Insecta; Hemiptera; Aphididae. The record is from RefSeq and is a predicted model, not a curated record. The transcript has 6 exons.
AAAAACAUGUUUAUGCUCCAUACAUUAUCCUUGUAGAGGAAAAAUAUCGAGUACGUAUCGUGCUACUGCAAGGAGUUUUGAUAAUUUGUGUCUUCUACAUAGAUAAAUAAGAAAAAUACUUUUUUUUGUCUUCCAAUUCGAUUAAGAAAACAUGACAACGAAAUGUGUAAAGUAAACAAUAUUAUUGUUAUUCGUUGUUUUUGUUUUCAAUUAUUUUUCGUUCAACAGUUUGCCUAAGUGUUAUUAUUUUCAGUUGUGACUUCAUAAGCAUUUUUAAAGAGAAUAUUACCUAUGAGUUUAAUUAUUGGAGUUAUACGUGUUGGGGUUAUCGGAGUGUUAGUAUUUUUAAACAGAAGUCAUCUGAUUGAAUCGUAUCAUGUUUUACGGAAGGGCGUGCCAAAGAAAAUGAUGAAAUGUGUUGAUCGUGGAGUAUUAAGGAAUAUUACGAAAACGGAAUCCAGGAAAUUUGAUAUGCUGGUAAUUCUGGGUGAGAAAUUUAUCAACGCAGGUAUUCAAGUAAAUUUAGAGCCUGCAGCUGCAGUAUCCAGUAGUAUUGACAAAGAAGAGUUUCAAAAAAUGAAGGAAACAAAUCUGAAAUUGAAAAAUAGGUUGACGGAAUUGGAAGAUAUGAUCAGACGCGCUGAUGAAAAACAAAAGUCUAAAGAUCUACAAGAUUUAACGAACAAGGUAGACAAAUUGUCAAAUUACCAACAGUCGUCAACGGAAAAAAUCGACGGUGAACUCAUGACCAUCGGGAGCGACGUCGAAACUAUUAAAAACUGUUAUGGCGUGUUGAAUACAAUAUUCCACGACCUAGAAAACAAAUUUAUCUCAUUAGAAAGGAACAUGGAAAAGCCGAUACGGAAAUAUGACGCAAUAAAGACGAGGAUCAGAACCCUAGAAAGAGAUGUAAUGAAAAAUACUUCACAUGUCAUCGGUAUGGACCAUUCAAACCGUUCGAUGGAGUCGUGGACAAGACUCCAAUACUUCGGAUCCGCUGGAAUGUGUCCUCCUGUAGAUAACCGCUGUUACGGUGAACCACCUGCAUUCGAUGCAGCUUCAUCUUAUUAUGAUAUACCACCAGUGCCCAGACCGCCGACUCAGUAUUUUCUACCCCCGAUUACACAGUUUGGUCCGUCAGCGCCCCCGCCUGCACCCCCGGCGCCUAAUGCAUUUUCUCGGCCGCCCGCACCCCCGGAGCCUAGUGCAUUUUUGCCGAAACCACCCCAGAUGACUCCGAAAAAAUCGAGAUUGAAGGUGACGCGUUCUGACGAAUCAAGCUCUUCUUCGGUGAUCACACCAAAAGUAGAGAAAGUGUACAACCAGAUCCCCAUAACGACUGCUAUGCUCAAGUCCGUUGUUCUCAAGCCGCCGGACGAGAGGAAGAGAGUAAGAAAAUCGGAGGACAUAUAAGCGUGGUGUUGUUGAAAAAAAAAAUAUUUAUAACUCAUACGAAGAAUAUGUAUCAAUCUAAUCGUUGUAAAAAAUAUGUACAUAAUAUAUCGAUUUUAACAAU